UGUUGUAAAUGUAAGCUAACUGUUGCUGAUGAUGGUUCGAGGUGAAUGCAGUAAUCUGUAAAAAUCUAUAAGCGGAAGUCACAAAGCUGUUUUUAGGACAAAUAAGUCUCUUUUGUGCAGUUUCAACAUCACAGAGGUAUGUCUGGUGACGACUGACGACUAGGAAGCAUAUGUGCAUUAGUUCAGUGGUUAGCUAGCUAUAUGCCCAUACAUGUGAUGGUCAAAUUAUAUCAUGCUUGGAUAAUCUUCAAAGGACAUAUUCUUCUACACUCUGUCAUACCCAAUUGCAAAAUUACUUAUAAAAAUUAAUUACCAUUUAAAAAAGAAAUUAAGGUUCAUAAUCAACCAAGAAACAUAAUGCAGGUUUCUUGACUGAACCUUACCAUUUUUCUCUUCUUCUAUUGUUCUUCUCAUAGAUCACAAAAUGUCUAGCUCGAACCGGAAGUGUUUCUCUUCCAUUCCUUCAUCCUUUGCAUCAAUUUACUUGAUUACGGCUUUCUUUGCAAUCUCCUUCUUGUCUUUGCUUUACAUUAAAUACCCACAACAGAUUAAUAACUUUGAGUAUCUUAGGAUUAUUAACCUUAAUCCAACAACAAGAACCACGACCAAUCCGUUGUCGGUUAACGAUUUUCCAACCCCUUCUGUCAGUUUAUUGAAGGAGGUUGAUGUAAAUGCAGCAACAAAUCCUACAACUUCGCCAUUGCUGUCAGAUUCCGAAUUCCCUCCACCCUCUGUUGUUGAAUUUCCGCCUCCAAAAUCGACAGCAUUUGCCCAGGGAGUUAAUGAUGAACAACUUCCACCGCCUCCUGUUGUCGAAACCCCGGUUCCAAAUCUGACAGAAGUUGUGCAGGAAGAUAAAGAUGGCCAGCUUCAGCAACAGGAACAGCCUCCUGUUGCUGAUUCUCCUGUAAAUGAUGAUGCUGUCAAUUUAUCAGUAGCUCCAGCAGCAACAGUGGUUGAGGAAGCAGAAAGCGAAAAUCAUGAUCAAACUCCAUCUUCUCUUCCUCCGGCUACCAAUACAGAGGAAGAAAAUAAAAAUAAUAAUAAGGAUGAUUCAGGUCCAGUUCCUGCAGCUGUCAUUCAAACAGCAGAAAAACAAGAAGAGGAUGAAGAAGACGAAGCAGGUCUUCCUUCAGUUGACCACCUUUCAUUUCCUCCAAUCAAUAAUUCCAGCGAGGAAAGGAUGGCAUGGAUCAAGCAGAAGCUUCCGGAGUCUAGGCUACUGGAGUCAACUGCAAGUACACGAAAAUUCGAUGAGAAAAUGCAGCAGUUUAUCAGUACUAAAAGAUGCAGAGUCAAUAUCUUUAUGACAUGGAUAUCACCCACAAGGUAUUUUGGCAAGCGUGAAAUGUUCUCCUUAGAGAGUGUUCUUAAGGCACACCCUGGUGGCUGUGUCAUCAUAAUCUCCAGGAUCAUGGCCUCAAAACCAGGCCGAGAAAUGAUUCAACCACUCAUAGAACGCGGUCACCUAAUCCUUCCAAUAGUUCCUGAUUUCCCUCUUCUCUUUACUGGAACCCCAGCUCAUGAUUGGCUCGAAAGGCUUAAGGCUGGUCAGAUUGACCCAGGGAAGAUCCCCAUUACUCAAAAUCUCUCAAAUCUCUUAAGACUCGUCAUCUUGUACAAAUAUGGAGGUGUGUAUCUUGACACAGAUAUGAUAAUCCUUAAGGAUGUUUCAGGGUUAAGAAACACCAUUGGAGUUCAAGAACUAGAUGAGAAGAAGAAGAUUUGGGUAUCAGUGAAUAACGCGGUGUUGGUCUUUGAUAAAGAACAUCCAUUAUUGUUUCGAUUUAUGGAAGAAUUCAACUCGACUUUUGAUGGGAGUCUUUGGGGACAUAAUGGACCUUAUAUGGCUUCUAGGGUCAUAAAGAAGAGUGUUCAUGAUUCCAGGUACCAGUUCAAUAUGAUGUCUCCUGUCGCAUUUUACCCUGUUGAUUGGUUUAAAAUUCAUAAGUUUUUUCGGAAUCCAAAGGGGAAUAACGAUACAGAUUGGACUAACGACAUGUUUAACAAGGUUAGCAGGGAAUCUUAUGGUGUUCAUCUUUGGAACAAAAUUUCUAUCAAAAUGAGGAUCGAAAAAGAUAGUAUUAUUGGAAGAUUAAUUUCUGAUCAUUGUAUCAUAUGCAAAGAAGUUUAUAGUUCCUGAGACUGCAACCACACCACCAAAUUCCCUACAAGAAUUUAUCCCCCUUUAUUUUUGUCAUCACUUAAAGUGGUCACGGAUUAGAUAAAGUCAGAAAAAAAAAAAAAGUCGCGAAUUUGACAUUUUCUUAUAGUUAAAUUAGUUGUAAGUCUCGAUGAGCAAUUUUCUGUUAGAGAUUUUUUUUUCUUGAUUUAAAUGUAAUAAUAUACUGCCUUUUUUAUAUGGGGAAAUUUCGAAUUUCUCUUCCA
Messenger RNA from Spinacia oleracea (spinach), 2388 nucleotides. RefSeq lists its product as uncharacterized. The coding region runs from base 425 to 2143 and encodes 572 amino acids. The record is from RefSeq and is a predicted model, not a curated record. The transcript has 3 exons. Lineage: Eukaryota; Viridiplantae; Streptophyta; Magnoliopsida; Caryophyllales; Amaranthaceae.